CAGGGCACAGAGCGGGGCCCGGCCCGGCACGGCCCGGCACGGCCUCAGCAUGACAGAGGAGGCGCCCGCAGCUGCCACCAUGCCGGCGUGCAACGGGAGCCUUCCCCCGCCGGGGCAGGACGGCCCGCUCCUGGGCAUCGGCGGCCUCCAAGAAACCGCAAAAUCUCUCGGGACGGUCCCGUACGCAAAUGCUGAAACGAGCCCUGACACUUCACCCGAACAGGAAAAUCUGGAGGAAAAUAGAAAUUCACUGCCAGAGGUCGCCACUCCUGAGAAUUUUGCUGGAGAGCAGCGAUGCCAAGAAAAGCGAGAGGAGAGCGCUGGGACACCGCAGCGGGGACCAGCGGAUGUCCAGGACACAGGGACCAAUGGCCAGGGAUCAGGGGAAGGGCCGGGUGGCACGGCUGGGACGGGCACGGCUGGGACGGGCACGGCGGGGACAAGCGCGGUGCCCGCAGCCGGCUGGGAGGCACCGGAGAGCCCGGCGGGCAGCGCCGAGCCCCGAGGGAACGCGGCCCGGGAGGCGGAGGAGGACGAGGAGGAUGAGGAUGACACGGAGGAGGACGAGGUGCAGGUGAUGGAGAUGAAGAAGGAGAGCAGCGCCGCGCCCCGGCCGCCGCAGCGGGACAAGCCGCCCUCGCCCCCGGGCAGCCCCGGCCGCAACUCCCCGCUGGAGAAGGCGGGGGAGCCGCCCGCGCUGGGCAAGAAGAACGACAUCUCCCGACACAGCUACUCCCGGUACAACACAAUCUCCUACCGGAGGAUCCGCAAAGGAAACACCAAACAGCGCAUCGACGAGUUCGAGUCCAUGAUGCACUUGUGAACUGAGGGGGAGCUCCUCACGCACCGAGCCCUGGCUCUGGGCUUGGCUUUGCUUUGCUCCCCCAAACGUGUCUCUUCACACAGCACAAGGUCACUGCUUUUCUUCUUUUUGUACAUGAUUUAUAAUACACUGUGAAAUUUUAACACCUUGGCUUUGACGGGGGCGGAGGCAUCCGUAGCGCAGGAAAAUAAAUAAUCAGUUUGCUAAAUGCACACCCACUGGAUGUUCAGGGUAUCCUCCUUUCUCCCUCUGCCUUUGUACCGUGUUACUGCAACCCAGUGCUACCGGUCAGACUCUCUCAGGUGUCCUCAUUUUCAU
Melospiza georgiana is the source of this 1141-nucleotide messenger RNA. It is a transcript of the gene ERMN, whose product is annotated as ermin. Gene Ontology annotation, cellular component: cell cortex; neuronal cell body; paranode region of axon. The coding region runs from base 50 to 823 and encodes 257 amino acids. The record is from RefSeq and is a predicted model, not a curated record. The transcript has 3 exons. NCBI's taxonomy places the organism in Eukaryota, Metazoa, Chordata, Aves, Passeriformes, Passerellidae. Gene Ontology annotation, molecular function: actin filament binding. Gene Ontology annotation, biological process: regulation of cell shape; regulation of cell projection organization; morphogenesis of a branching structure.